Molecule: messenger RNA, 3729 nt
Organism: Anguilla anguilla (European eel)
Lineage: Eukaryota; Metazoa; Chordata; Actinopteri; Anguilliformes; Anguillidae
Gene: phf12b
Product: PHD finger protein 12b
Exons: 15
Coding region: 727-3690 (987 amino acids)
Biological process (GO): negative regulation of transcription by RNA polymerase II
Cellular component (GO): Sin3-type complex; nucleus
Molecular function (GO): protein binding; transcription corepressor activity
Source: RefSeq, a predicted model, not a curated record
CGCAUGCGCAAACCAUGUCACGGUCGAGUUUGCGCCAACUCCGUGGAGAGGAUGUAGCUCGGAGUGUCGGGGUUGAUGCAUUUUCCAUAACAAUCAUAAUAGUUCUGCGAUUGCGUUACUGUAAGAAAGAAACAACGGCGUCAAAUGUACAUUUUUGCAGUCGGCUUACUUCGGCUCGGACGGUAGCAACAUUCGUGGGAUUGUGUUGGUUAAUUAUCGGAUUUGGCUAGCUAGCCUGCUAGUUGGUGGUGGUAUGGAAUGGAAGGGGGUGGCCGAUCUCUACAGCAUCUUCGCAACAAGCUACAGCAAGAGCAGAAACAAGAGCCAUGGUUAGGCCUCUCACGGGCCACGUUCUCCAUUUCUGUGGGUUUCUCCAGUAUUUGUUCGACCUGGCAACAAGACGAGGCAGUUUUUGAAGCGAAGCAGCCCAUCCCUGAGCAUUUGCUGAAAGAAGACUCAUUGCAUUUGCUGGCAAUCACGAUGGUUUGCUAGCUGGCUACAGUUGCCAUUGGCGUCUCGUUCAUUUGUGGAAACGGCUAACUAGCGUUAGCUCUGCAUUGUAAACAAUCCCUUGAACUAAGCUGUUGUUGGUCCUAACUGGACCUUUUUUGCGCUGAACAGAAUCUUCCUGUGUGGAUAUUACCUUUCCGUUGCUGUUACUGUUUUCCCGAGCAGUGGCAGCCACCAAGGAUUCAUUUUCAAGCGGAGAACUCAACUGCCGUAUGAAUGUGGGACAAAAUGGAGACCCCAACGAUUGUGUACGACCUGGAUACCUCUGGGGGUCUCAUGGAGCAAAUCCAGUCCCUCUUAGCUCCCCCAAAGUCUGAGGAUGGUGAAAAAAGGAGCCGAAAGCCGGAGAAAGAGGCUCGCAGAAGUGGCAGGGCCACUAACCACGACACCUGCGAUAGCUGCCGAGAGGGAGGUGACCUGCUGUGCUGUGAUCAUUGUCCAGCCGCCUUCCACCUACAGUGCUGUAACCCACCUCUGAGCGAGGAGAUGCUGCCCCCUGGGGACUGGAUGUGUCACCGCUGCAGUGUACGCAGGAAGAAGAGGGAGCAGAGGGUGGAGCAGGUGAACGGGGCUCUGGACCGGGCGGCGGCGUCCAAGCGGUCGGGCUCGCCGGCGGGGGAGGCGGACCCGGGCGCGGUGCGGCUGGACGGCGUCCCCGGCGGGGCGGGGCUCCGGAUGGCCGUGGCGCAGGUGCGCCUCCUGGAGAGGCGGACCAGCAGCCGGCCCGGCACGCCCACCUCCAGCGCCUCCACGGACACGCCCACGCCGUCGGAGCCCAACGAGGACGAGGACCUGCUGGACGAGGACGAGGCGCCCGGCUCGGAGCCCGAGAGCGCCCCCCCGCGCCUCAAGAGGCCCUUCCAGCUGCUGAUCGCCGCCGCCAUGGAGAGGAACCCCACCCAGUUCCAGCUGCCCAACGAGCUCACCUGCACCACCGCGCUGCCAGGCAGCAGUAAGCGUAAGAGGAGGGAGGAGAUGACGGGGAAGAACGUGAAGAGGCCGCAGCAUGAGCUGGAUCAUAACGGGCUGGUCCCCUUACCAGUGAAAGUGUGCUUCACCUGUGGCAGGAGCUGCAGAGUGGCCCCCCUGAUUCAGUGCGACUAUUGCCCCCUGCUCUUCCACAUGGACUGCCUGGACCCGCCUCUCACUGCCAUGCCGACAGGCAAGUGGAUGUGCCCCAACCACAUGGAGCAUGUUGUGCUGAGUCAGAAGAACAUGACCUUGAGCAACCGCUGCCAGCUGUUCGACCACUUCCAGGACCGCAUCUCCCAGCAUGCCGUGAAGGUGGACUUCCUGCGGCGGGUCCACCGGCAGAACCCGCCCAACCGCCGCGGCGCCCACCCGCACAGGAAGAGGACGCUGAAGGUCCCCGAGGCUAUCAAGGCCCAGUACAAGUGCCCCCCCCAAAUGCUGGCCCCCGCCGGGAUCCGUGACGGGGAACUGAUCUGCACGGGCGUUCCGGAGACCCCCCAAACCCCCCCCACAGAUACCCCCCACGCAGCCAGCGAGACGGAGCAGCAGGAGUGGCUCCGUGAUGUCAUCACGCUGCAGUGCAGCAUCAUGAGGCAUCUGUCCUGCCGGAGGGGCGUGGCCUCGCACUGGGAGUCAGAGCCGCCCGAAAAGGCCGACGUGAAGCCGUGCGUGGCCCCCGCCGGCCCCCCCGCGGUGUGCAGUACCCACGCCGACCCCCAGGGGGCGCCCGAGGAGCGGGCGGGGUGCGGCACCUGCGCAGGCAGGCACUGCCAGGGCUGCCGAACUGCCAACGGGCCCACGGAGGAGACGGCCAGGGCGAACGGGCCCCUCCCCCGCGGCCCCUCCCCCGAAUCCGCCAAACCCUCCCCCGCGGCCCAGCACCGAGCGACCGGCCCCUCGGGCCCCGCCCGGCCCUGCUCGCCCGGCUCCGCCCCCGGGCCGCCCGUCAAUCACGUGGGCGGAGCCCCGAUCAAGACGGAGAACAGCUCCGCCUGCGGACAGAAGGGCCCCGCCCCCCCCUCCCCGGCCCCCGCCCCCGCCCCCGCCCAGAACGCGUGCGCCGUCGUCUCGGACCCGGGGCCGCCCCCCCAGGGCUCGGCGGGGGGCCAGGCGGCCGCGCUGACCAGCCGCAGCGUCUCCUCCCCCCCCGCCGCCACCCGGGCCCUCACCCCGCCCCGAGCGCCCCAGGACGCCGCCGCGGCCAGGCUGGCCUCCCCCACGCCCCCGUCAGACGGCAAGGCCAGUCCGCACGCCGUGUCCCCCGCCACGGGAGGUCUGUUCAGCGGCGUGAAGGGCGUCACGGAGGGAGACGGAGAGUUGGAGCUGUCUAAUCUGGAUGAGAGGUUAAUCAAACUCCUGGCCUGGCAGAGGAUCCAGCAGCUCCUCCCCCCCAAAGCCCGCCCCGCCCAGACCGCCUGCUUGACUCCGCCCCAAACCGCCAGCACUACCGCCGCCUCCCCGGCACCGUCACCCCCGCUCAGCGAAGUGCAAAAGUCGGAGGUGCAGGCGAGAGCGGUGUUCUACCCGCUGACAGGAAGGGGCGGAGUCGUGAACAUGUGCUACAGGACCCUUUACAUCGGGACAGGAGCCGAUAUGGACGUGUGCCUUACAAACUACGGUCAUUGCAAUUUCGUGUCGGGGAAGCACGCCUGCAUCUUCUAUGACGAGAACACGAAACAUUACGAGCUGCUAAACUACAGUGAGCACGGGACCACGGUGGACAACGUCCUGUACUCCUGCGACUUCUCCGAGAAGAGCUCGCCGGGCCCCGCCGGGGGGGUGGUGUCCAAAGUGCAGAGCAUCAUCCGGCGCUGCAAGAGGAGGAAACGGGAGGAGGACGGGGAGGAGGAAGAGGUCGGCGCGGAGGCGGGUCUGGGCCCGGGGGCGGGGGGCGGGGGCGUGAUGAGCCACCGCUCCCAGGGCGGGGCGCGGGCCGCCUGCGGCUGCAAGGCCAGCAGCUCCAGCCUGAUCGGGGGCAGCGGGGCGGGCUGGGAGGGCACGGCCCUGCUCCACCACGGCAGCUGCGUCAAGCUGGGCUGCCUGCAGUUCGUCUUCAGCGUGGCCGAGUUCGCCCGCAAGCAGCCCAAAGAGGAGGCCGCCCCCCCCGCGCCGACCGCCCUCGGCCACCAGGGGGCGACGGAGCCCGACGACAAGCAGACUCUCAAACUCUACGAAGUGCCGGCGCUGCGCUCCAGCUCUGUUCCAUAACCCCGCCCCCCCACUUCCUGUUCCAUAACCCCGCCCACC